Molecule: messenger RNA, 2558 nt
Organism: Girardinichthys multiradiatus
Lineage: Eukaryota; Metazoa; Chordata; Actinopteri; Cyprinodontiformes; Goodeidae
Product: nuclear factor 7, brain-like
Exons: 1
Coding region: 131-1543 (470 amino acids)
Molecular function (GO): zinc ion binding; protein binding
Source: RefSeq, a predicted model, not a curated record
UCAGAAACGAAACUGAACGGAUUAUUUUACGGAUCAAGAAGACUACGUUAAAAGAAAGUCUCUCGUCUGUACAGAGGAACACAGAAGCAGGACUGCAUCUCAACAUACUGCAAUCUAUUAAUCUAUUCAAAUGGCGGAGAAAAUCGCUCUUGUUGAAAGUUAUCUGAGCUGCCAUGUGUGUUCAGAGACUUUCAGAGAUCCUGUGUCUCUGAGCUGCAACCACAGCUUCUGUUCAAGCUGCCUGCAGAAAUUCUGGGAACAAACUGAAAACAAGAACUGUCCCAUCUGUAAGAGAUCUUCUAAGGAUGAUCCAUCCAUCAACUUCUCUCUCAAAGAACUUGCUGAUUCAUUUGCUGAGAAGCAGAAUGAAGUUUCAACUGAGAUGGAAAAAGAGGAUAAGAAACAGAAGGAAGUGGUGUGUGAGAAACACUCAGAGGUUCCUUAUUGGUUCUGUGAAGACGAGCAGAGAGCUGUGUGUCCUGUCUGUGAGUUUUCUAUCCACCAGAAUCACAAAGUGGUUCCUAUAGAACAAGCAGUCAGUGAGCUGAAGGAGCAGCUGAAAUCUGACUUAAAGUCUCUGCAGGACAAGAGGAACAAACACAAACAGGUGGAGGAAACAUACAAUGAUGUGAUUCAACACUCCAAGAAGCAGGUGUUGUCCACAGAGAGACAGAUCAGAGCAGAGUUCAACAAGCUCCACCAGUUCCUGAAAGAGGAAGAGGAGUCCAGACUGGCAGCUCUGAGGGAGGAAGAGGAGCAGAAGGGGAAGACUAUCAUCAGAGAGAUGAAGAGGAUUCAGGAGCAGAUCUCCUCUCUGUCAGACAGUAUCUUUGCUGUUGAAGAAGACCUGCAGAAAGACAACGUGUCGUUCCUCAGCAGUUAUAAAGCCACUCAGAGCAGAACCAGAGCCCAGAACUCACUGUCAGAUCCACAGCUGGUCUCAGGAGCUCUGAUAGAUGUGGCCAAACACCUGGGCAACCUGUCCUUCAGAGUCUGGGAGAAGAUGAAGGAGAAGGUCCACUUCAGUCCUAUCAUUCUGGACCCAAACACUGCGAGUGGAUGGCUCCAUCUGUCUGAUGAUCUGACCAGUGUGAGACACAGAGACACGUGGCAGCAGCUUCCUGAUAAUCCAGAGAGAAACAAGUAUAUUGAAGUGUUUGGUUCCAAGGGUUUCAUCUCAGGGAAACACAGCUGGGACGUGAACGUGGGCGACCAUUCUGACUGGUAUUUGGGUUUGGUUAAAGAGUCAGUAGACCGAAAUGGAGAAAGAGAUGUGUCACCACACUUUGGGAUCUGGUGUUUGUGUUAUGAAGAUGGAGAAUACACCGAUGGUGAUAAUAGGUCCAUCUCAGCGAAGAAGAGUCUCCAGAAGAUCCAGGUCCAGCUGGACUACAACAAGGGGGAGGUGUCCUUUUAUAACGCUGAAGACAUGACUCACAUCUACACUUACAGAGACACUUUCACUGAGAAACUCUUCCCAUAUUUCAGUGUUGGAGAAGCUGCUGAAGACAACAUGACAGAGAUCAAAAUAUGUGAAUCUUAAUGUGGGUGAGCUUGAAAUGACUUGUUUUUUAUGUCUGAUUUUUCUUUUUAUGUUAUUUUACAUCGUGCAGUUUUAUUUCAACAGGUAUUAAAAUAAUAUUCUAGUUCACUCUGUAAAUGAGAAAAAAGCUGAAGUCUGGGUAAAAAAAACAAAACAUUAUUUUAAUUGUUUAACUAUUUGAUAGAAUCAAAGAAAUAUUCAUAUUGACGGUAUGGAUCCUAAAAGCUGCUGAAGCAUAAAUGUAGUUAUGCUUUAUUGAUAAAAACUGCUCUCAUUUCUUUUAAUUUGAAGAUAUAUUAACCAAAUGUUUUUCAAGAUGCAUUGAUCAAACUUUGGUUAACAAUACUUUCUGUUUUCUUUAAGGUCCCACCUUACUUAAAGGGCUUUGAAUGGUCAAGAACCACCAUACCUCUCAGAACUGUUGUAUGUCCUUUAGGUCAUGUGACCAAGGCCUGGUGGUUGUGCAUCAUACGAGGUUAAAAUCUAGAGGUGACAGGGCCUUCUCCUCCCCAGACUCUAUUAAGGUCUUUAAAAAGCAACUACAAACACCCUUUUACAAAUGCUUUUGAUUAGCUAUUGUCUUUAGUUUUCUCCUGUACAGCACUUUGUUAUAUAUAUAUAUAUAUAUAUAUAUAUAUAUAUAUAUAUAUAUAUAGUCCUCAGGUCAGUUUAAGUCCAAACUGAAAAUGUAUCUCUUCUCCUUGACCUUUAACAUUAGCUGAAAUAAGAUAAGAAAGAUGUAUUUUAUUGAUCCCAGAUUUCAGAAAUUUUAUUGAAAUGGAGUAUACCUUGGUCUGUUACUUUUAUUGUUACCUUUAUCGCAAAUGUUAUUAAUUUCAUUGUAUUCCCCAUUUCCUUUUAUACCUAUUUCUAUUUGUGAUGCAGUAACUAUUGUGCAGCUGAGGUUGUUUAAAAUGUGCUAUAUACAUUUUUUAUAUAUAUAUAAAUAAGGUUUUAAUUACUUACUUUUACUUACCUGCUGAGUCCAGUCUUGGCCAAUUCUGAUUUUCUUCCU